Mesorhabditis spiculigera is the source of this 1443-nucleotide messenger RNA. NCBI's taxonomy places the organism in Eukaryota, Metazoa, Nematoda, Chromadorea, Rhabditida, Rhabditidae. The record is from the annotation of a GenBank genome assembly.
AUGCAGCGUUUGGACUGCCACGUGAAGGAGUAUGCUUGGGGAAAAAAGGGCGAGGGGAGCGAGGUAGCGAAUCUGUUCGCUGCUGGCCAUUGUGAGUUUCUCGUCGACAAGUUCAGCCCGUACGCCGAGCUAUGGAUGGGCACGCAUCCCGAUGGAGCCGCUCGGCUCGCGUCCAGCAAACAACUGCUUUCUUCUUUUAUUGCCAAGCAGGCGGCUGACUGUCAGUUCAACAACAAUCUUCGAAAAGAUGUCCAUCUGCCGUUCAUCAUGAAAGUGAUGAGCAUCGCGAAGACGCUCUCACUUCAAGUGCAUCCGACGAAGGAGCAAGCUGAACGGCUUCAUGAUGCUGACCCUCAGCAUUACCCGGACAGGCACCACAAGCCCGAACUUGCUUACGCUCUGACAAAGUUCGAGCUCCUUUGCGGAUUCAGGCCAGCUCAUGAAAUUGCUGCCAACCUGAGGGCCUUCAAGUGUCUGAGAAGCCUGAUGGGAAACAGCGAGCGAUUGAUCGACCUCAUCGAGAUGGGCGUCGACCCGAGGAGCAACAAGUGCAAGUCUCGCCUGGCCGCCUGUUUCGCCUACCAACUCGCACAGCCAAAGGAUCAGGUCGAAGAUCUAGUCGAUGAGCUCAUGGCCGAUUUGGCGCGUGGAGUGCGCGGGGCUCUUCGAGAGGAUACCGUUGCUGUGAUCGAGAAGACGUGCUCAGAGUUCCCGGGGGAUGUCGGCUUGUUCGCGCCGCUGUAUCUCAACCACAUGGUGUUGCAACCGGGCCAGUGCUGCUACUACGCCUCCCAGGAGCUUCACGCCUAUCUCAGUGGCGAAUGUGUCGAGUGCGUCGGCUGCUCAAACAAUACGAUCCGAGCAGCACUGACACCGAAAUAUGUCGAUCACGACGCGUUGGUUGAAGCGCUCAACUAUCAGAUGACACACCCUGAUGAUUAUUUGGUGCCAGCCCGACGAUUGCCCGCCUACCCGAUCGUUGAUGAAUACGCGCCAGAUUGCAGAGAUUUUCAGCUGCACCGAGUUCAGGUGGAGCCCAACAGCACACUUUCGCCGUUGCCACCCCUCGAUUGUGCGUCGAUUAUGGUGGUCGUGAAAGGUUAUGGUGUCAUGGAUGACAUGAAGCCCGGAGCGAGCAACGAGGCAGCGGGUGGCUCUGAGACACGCACGGUCGCACGGGGUGACAUUAUCUACAUCCCGCCCGGGCGCCGCGUCUGCUUCACCAAGUGUUUCGAAAAAAUCGAGGCUUACAGGACGUUUUCGUAUGAAACAGGUCCGGAGCACGAGAUUAUGGCGCCGGAUGCGCAUGUGCUGUCCAGCGCUUCACAGAAGAUUUCUCCGGUGCCGCUGAAGGGCAAGACACAAGUCAUCAUUACCCCGAAACUUGAUCGCAACGAUUCGGGCAUCGUUUUUGAAGUGGAAUCCGAAAUGGAUGGAUUUUGC